Messenger RNA from Penicillium cataractarum, 2970 nucleotides. RefSeq lists its product as uncharacterized. The transcript has 2 exons. The coding region runs from base 1 to 2970 and encodes 989 amino acids. Lineage: Eukaryota; Fungi; Ascomycota; Eurotiomycetes; Eurotiales; Aspergillaceae. The record is from RefSeq and is a predicted model, not a curated record.
AUGCCACGCUCAUCCGCUGCGGGCAGGAAGAAUCAGAGCAAUCGUCACGAGAAUGGCCUCGUCGGUCCCGGCAAGAAAGUAACCAAGCAAAAGUCCAGCGGCCACCUCAACGGCUCGCCCGGCAACGGCAACGCUACCAGCUCGGGCGCCUCCGCACCUGUCGACCUCUCCUCGUCUCGUUCCACUAGUGAUUCCGCCGUCAACUCUUCGAUUGCUACGUGUAAGGGUGUGGGCGGGUCCAAGGUUGAUGGCAAUGGGCAUGGGCUGGUGAAUGGACAUCGGGGUGUGGACAUGGCCGGCGGCGAAGUCAACGGCGCCACGCCGCAAAACGGCGGCAUGGCGAGCUCGACUUCUCGCAAUGGCACUGCGAAACGAUCGGGCUCCAACGCUUCAAUCAAUCCGCUUCAACUCGCGUCCACAAUCCUCAAGUCGUGUCCCAUGUACGACACGAUCGCCAUUCUGAUUUUUCUGCUACAACUCCCACCGAUGGUUCUGACCUGCGUUCAAUUCCUGUUCGCGUCCUUGACCUUCAUGCCUCCGAGUGGUGGUGCUGCCGGUUCCCUGUCGUCCAACUUUGACAUCUUUCAGGGCCCCGCUGGUACGCCUUCUAUGGGCACUAUGAUCGCCAUGGACGGGUUCUGCCUUCUUUUCUGGGGUCUCUUUAUGUGGACGUGGGCUCAAAACUUUGCCAUUGAUCUCGCUCACGUUCAAGUCGCCAUUACUCUAGGCGGCGGAGGCUCCGGGAAAAAUGGUGGGGUCAACGCUCUGUGUGUCGGGAUUGUUCUGCUUCUUCACAUCGUCCGCAGCAAAGGCAUACAAGAAUUUGUGACGGGGCAUCUUGUUUCUGCCAAACUCAUUAGCCCUGAUCUUCUCUCACAGUACUCGAAUAUUCUACCCGCCGAACUCCGUCGAUCCGAGUCGCAAUCCUCGCCGAGCUGGUUACGGAGUUUGCUCGCCAUACACAUCCUAGCACAAGCCGGAACUGCGAUGGCGAGACGGUCAAUGGCCAAGAACCGAUCACCGGCACCUUCGCGGACCGGCAAGCGUGGUGAUACAGAAGCGUCGGCGGGCUCACAAGGCCAAGCCGAUUCUGCUCUGGAAUCUGCUGCUAGUCUUUCCUCGUCUUUCGUCGGACCGGAUGGUCAAUUGGUCAAGGAUGGUAAAGAUCGUCUUACUUCAGCCAAGAAACGCAGGAGACAAGCCAACCAAGUUCGAAGUCGACAACCGUUUUGGGCCGCCCUCGCCAGUACAAAGGUUACGGUUAUGCGAGAAUACGAACAUUCUCGGGUCUUAUCGAAAACGGCACGUGGAUUGACGGAGGAUGACUUGCAAGGCGUUUCUCUCGAUGAAGGAUUGGUAUGGAUAACGGAUGUGGAUGGUUCUACGAUCAAGUUUGCCGCCGGUGAUCUUGCCGAUUAUUCUGUGACACCAAGCUCGUGUGAUGCAGGCCGUUUAGAUUCGGAGGCUGAGCCGUUCUACGUUUGUGUCAACGGAGCAUUGUGGGCAACGGCGACGGUUUGCAGGGUUUCCGAUUCUCCCAAAGGUUCCAGUAUAGUUCACUGGAGGGGUGAGAUCUCCGGUCUCGCCCCCAAUUGUGCUUAUACCUGCUCUUUCGUCCGCAGCGAUACCGAUGAGGAAAUCUGUGCCAUGAGUGUCAAAACGCCCGCGACGACCGACAUGGAACAAGCAGCUGUUUCGUCGGUUCCGACACCCCCACAGCCAACUUAUCGGCCCUCGUCCCCUACGACUACGCUGAAGAAUUCCGUUGUCAAUGCCGAGGCCAAGCUCAACGAAAAGCGCUCUCGAUUGAAGAAGGCGAAGAACGAUCAUAAGCUUCUCAUCUCAAAAAUUCGGAGGGAACUGGACAACUAUAACCACCGACUCCAAAGUGGAACGGAUGAGAAUAGGCAAAAGCAGCGUUCGCUCCAGCUUGAGCGAAAUAUUCGGCAAACGGAGGAGGCAACGGCGGUAUUGGAGGUGCAAUUAGACAACAUGGAGAACGUGCCGGAAGAGGAGAUGGAGGAAUGGACUGCCCAAAAGGCUAAUUACGAUCGGGAAUUGGACCUCUUCAACCAGACCAAGGAAGAGGUUUCCGAAGCUCGCCUUGCCUCGGCCCAGCAAGUCGCAACCUUGGAGCAAGAGCUGAGCGUGGUGGUGCAGAAGCGCGAGCGUCUCCAGAGCCGCCGUGUUCGCGUCAAUGAACAGUACGAGCGCAUCAUAUCGGCCAAUGCCCAAGGAUUGAACGAAAGAGAGCGCCGUGCGGCUGAGCAAUUUGCCCGAGAGCAAGACCACGCCAAGAUGGAAGCGAACUUCCACGAGCAGUUUGCCAGCAUUAGCCAGUCUGUACAGGACUUCCAGCUACGCACCAGUCAACUCUGGCAGCAAGCUUCGGCAAUCGAACAGUCCAUCCAGCAGCAACAACAGCAGAUGCUCCUCGACUCUGGUCCUCUGACUCCCGAGGGCAACCUGCCCGGCACUAAUCCCAUCAUCGAAACUACAACGACCUCUGCCCUUACUGGAAGAGCGUUGUUGGGCCUUAGCUUCCCUCCUCUCAAGUCUAGUCCACUUCAGACUUCAUCAUCGCCCGUUCAUGCUUCGUCGUCGCAUCCAACCAGCCCUGUGCAGGAUUCCACCUUCAUGCCUCAAUUCCCGACGUCACCGUUUGGCAACGCCGGCUCUUAUUUUGGCACUGACCUCAACAGUCGGGAUCGUUCCUUCUCCAACCGCUCCACUCGCAGUAGUCAAUAUGGCUCGGAUUUCUUCGAGUCGCAUCGCCUCCCUGCACUUCAGGUCGAACUGUCCGAUAUUCUUUCCGAGAAGCAACAACGCUUCGGGUCAGAUGGAAACGGUUUUCUACAUCGUCCCGUUCUGAGCCCUUUCCAGCGUGCGGCAAGUCGUGUCAGUGGAGCCGGUAGUGGCAGCGGAGGCAGCGGCAGCGGAAGUGGCAGUCCGAGAUCGACUCGUGAGUAG